AUGGACGGAGCGUCGGGAAGGCCGAGUCUCAAGGAGCGACUGGGAUUGAAGAGGCUGACGCUGACCUGUUGCAGUCCGACGUUGGGACAUGGCGGCACCACCACCGAUGAUGAUCCUCCUCCACUGUGCCCGGAUCAAAGUGAAGUCGUCGAAAAUCCAACCCCGAUUCCGCCCAGUGUGACUCUAGUGGAGGCAAUGGCCGCGGAGAGGCAGUGGAGGGCGUCUCGAGAAUGUGAGAUGGGUGUGAGGCCGGUGUCGUUGGAGAGAGUAUUGCAGGAGAGUGAUAGAGAUAUUCAUAUAGAGGAAGAGAGUUUGGGAAGUGCGUUGAUACCGUGUGGCCACACUUUUUGCAGGGAGUGUUCGAGGGACUUGUGGUUUAACAGAAGUUUUUGCCCUCUAUGCAACCGUUUUAUUGAUAAUAUCCUCGACUUAUACUAA
Salvia splendens (bonfire salvia) is the source of this 438-nucleotide messenger RNA. RefSeq lists its product as uncharacterized. The transcript has a single exon. The record is from RefSeq and is a predicted model, not a curated record. Lineage: Eukaryota; Viridiplantae; Streptophyta; Magnoliopsida; Lamiales; Lamiaceae. Bases 1 to 438 code for a protein of 145 amino acids.